AUGAAUGGUUCAACGCCAGAAUCCUGGCAGAGCAAGGUUGCUAGAAAGCAGCAGGCAGUCAAAGCAAACAUUCCGAAGGAAUGGCUUAUCCCCUCACGUGUCGAUGUUUCAUCAAUUGUACUCGAAAUUCCACGUAGUUGUGGGCUUCUGACCAAGAAAGAGUUGUAAAUCACAGAAUCUCACGAUGCGAAAACUCUCUUACACCUAUUAUCCACUGGUACCUUGACGUCUUCAGAGGUGACGACUGCUUUCUGUAAGAGGGCAGCUAUUGCUCAACAAUUGGUAGUUUCCCACAAGGAUCAUUUUCUGACCCCCUUGAUUUGAAACAUAUUAAUGGCGAAAUAACAGACAUCAUGUCUCACAGAGAUCAUGUUCAAUUACGCAGAGGAAAGAGCGGCCUUUUUGGACAGAUAUCUUGCCAUCAAUAAGAAGGUUCUCGGACCCCUCCACGGGCUUCCAAUAAGUCUCAAAGUAGGCAAACUUGAAAAGUUGAAAUUUGCCAUUCUAACACAAUUGCAGGAUUCCUUUAACGUUAAAGGGUUUCAAACUUCUAUCGAAAUCGUUUCUUUCCUCGAUCGUGAACCAGCCCAAAGUAACUCGGUGCUGGUCGAUACUCUUCUCGAUCUAGGUGCUGUUCUAUAUGUCAAGACCAAUGUUCCACACGCAGUGCUGGUAAGUCCUGAACCCAUUUGAGAGAUCUUACUACGAAUUCCAAAGACUGCGGAUUCUCCCAACAAUAUUUUUGGAAGAACACUCAAUCCACGAAAUACGUCUCUUACGGCCGGAGGCUCUAGCGGUGGCGAAGGGGCCCUCAUCGCACUUCGAGGAUCUGUACUUGGCGUAGGCACUGAUCUUGCAGGUACGUUAUUAUGUUCACGUAAGGCUAGCUUACCUAACAAAAGAAAGGCUCAAUUCGUACACCUUCUCUAUACUGCGGUGUUUAUGACUUCAAACCAUCUUCUGGAAGAAUUCCAUGGGCUGGUCAAGCUAUCCCUGGAGCAAAAGGAGUCGUGGGAAUAUCGGGAAUUCUUCCUAGCGCAGGACCAAUGGCAAAUUCUCUGACCGACAUCCAACUUUUUAUGUCAACAGUUUUGGGUUCGAGACCUUGGUUGGAUGAUUCUGCUGCACAUGCCAUACCCUGGAGGAGCGAAGAUCUUAAAGAAACCCCACUCACAAUCGGAAUACUUGCUGAAGACCCAAUGUUUCCUCUUCACCCCCCGAUCCGGCGUGCUAGUAAGUCUUUUCCCCGUUGAAAGUCUUAUCAUCAAUUUGCAUGAAUCUAGUCACACUCUUUCAGUCACAGGACUUACUAAAAUCUAUCCAGUCAAAAAGGCCAUCCAAAUAAUUUCCGCUGCCGGUCACAAAGUGAUAGAACUCGAACAUGAGGAAUCGACAAGGGCAUCUAUAGGUGGCCGUCUAGCCAUUGAAGCAAUGAUCCUAGACCCAUCUAUGACCUGCAUAAAGAACAUCAUGGUAAGCGGGGAACCCAUGGUCCCAUCUCUCCUCCGCGGGACACGUCGAAGAGCCGAGAAAGACCCCAAGACGUACGGAGUUCUCGAAAUCGCAGCCAUGGACCUUGAGAUACGUGCCUAUAAAGAAGCGUGGCGGGAACUCUUUAAGCAUCAGAAAUUGGAUGUGGUUCUUGGUCCUGCAUCUCAACAUACGGCAAUUUAG
Messenger RNA from Hymenoscyphus albidus, 1674 nucleotides. Lineage: Eukaryota; Fungi; Ascomycota; Leotiomycetes; Helotiales; Helotiaceae. The record is from the annotation of a GenBank genome assembly.